Chara braunii is the source of this 5472-nucleotide messenger RNA. The record is from the annotation of a GenBank genome assembly. Lineage: Eukaryota; Viridiplantae; Streptophyta; Charophyceae; Charales; Characeae.
AGGGGUUUGAGCUCCUUCCUGAGAAAUUGGAUCGUCGUGAUUCUCAAGUUUCAUCUGUGCUAAAAAAAAAAAAAAAAAAAAAAAAAGGUGGAGAAGGGAUAGAAGAGAAAGGACUGGGCGAAGACUUUACUGUAAGAGGAGAAUCCGAUUGACCAGAAGGUCCUCAGUGAACGUCCAUCAUGUCAUUGACAAUUUGAGAGAGAGAGAGAGAGAUUGAGAGAGAGAGAGAGAGAGAGAGAGAGAGAGAGAGAGAGAGAGAGAGAGAGAGAGAGAGGAGUAGGAGUCAUAGCGAAAGAACGGUGUUGAAGAGUGGAGACAAGAAGAGAAGAGAGGAGGAACAACGAGAGGAAGGGUGAGAGAGACGAGAGGGAGCCCGGCAUGUAAAGCGUGGAGGCUAUUGGAUGCAGUCUGGAGAAAGAGGAAGCGAGAAUUGACCCAGCAUGCGAGGUCGGCAACGAUUUUGCAUGCUCUGCUGCAGUGUUGAUAUCCCUCCGUCCACAUGAUCAGCAGUGGAAAACGGUUGUUUCCAUAUGAGCAUCAUCCCCUUGACAGCGACUUCCUUACUGAGAACGGCACGGCUAUGGAGCAGCCACCGUCCCAGCUGAAGGUGGUGCCCGCUGGCUCAGGCGGAACAACGGCAAGUCUUAGAGAGGACCAACCAACUCCCAUGGCGUGCCAGGAGUGUGGGAACCGAGCGAAGCGAGACUGCAACUACAACCGCUGCCGUACGUGUUGCAAGAGUCGAGGGUUUGUAUGCCCAACUCAUGUCAAGAGCACAUGGGUUCCCGCUGCAAAGCGCCGAGAAAAGCAGCGAGCGGAAGCCAUCAACCAUACCAACAGCCCUGAUCAUCUUCUCGCCUCCUUGGAGAAGGUCAAUCGCUCCAGUUCUUCGUCCCUCCCGACGUGUUCGUCAUCUACCAUUCUCACUUCUUCUCAGGGACGUCCCAGCCUGCUGGCACUAGGUCCAGCGCCAGACAUGAUGGCUAUGACUGCAGGUGUCGGUGGCAAUAAGGUAUCAUCGCUACCAUCGGAGAUAACAGCGCACACUCUUCUUAAGAGCGUCAAAAUGACGGGUAUUGUCGAUGGAGUGCUAGAAGUGGGGUAUCAUGCUUCUACAAAGAUUGGCGGUCAAGUGUUCAAAGGUGUGUUAUUUAACGCCGGACCCGACACAUGUUGCGCAAGCAACUCAGAUAGUCAUCCGGCGUUGACGGAUCCUAGCCUGCUUGCUCUCAAGAGCGCACCGAGCGCGGCACUUCUAGAGUCCACAGGGUUGUAUGGGCAUAACUUGGCUCUGCUUGGAAGCCACUUGAAGAGGGAAGAUAACCCCGCCACUGCCGCGGGCGUGCAAUCGAUGGUUAGAAGCCUACUUAGUCGCGAGUACUGGGACAACAGUGGGCAGUGUGGUGUCUGGGGCCAUCAUCAUGCAACUAACGCUAAGUACACCGGCGAUUCCACGUAGUCGUGGUCAUGAGAGUCGGUUUCCUCUUUCUCUCUUGCUACUUUCGAUCGUCUGGGACAAUCUGGGGCCAUAGUAUGCCGCGAGCACUGGGACAACAACAGUGGUCAGUGUGGUGUCUGGCUGGGGCCAUCAUCAUGUUGUGACUCACGCUAAGUACACCAGCGAUUCCACCAAGUUGUGGUCAUGAGACUCAGUUGCCUCUUCCUCUAUGAGUACUUUGGACCGUCUGGGACAAUGUGGGACUAUAUGGGACCAUCAUCAUCCCUGUUAACUCUAAGUAUACGGCAGACCCCUUGUAGCUGUGGUGAUGAGUUUGCUCUCAGUCAGUGCUAAAGAGUGAGGCCAAGGCCAAUGAUCUAUUCAACGGCCGGGAUCGUGCCACUGGAUCAUUUGGAUUGGGAGCCUCCAUUAGCUUUCCAGAUACAAUUUCCGGUGCGGAAGGUUCUUCUCUGUGGUGGAGGUUGGGGAGAGGGAGGAGAGGAUGAGAAGGGGAGGACGGGAGGAGAAGAGGAGAGAAGAGGAGGAGAAGGAGAAGGAGGAGGGAAGCAGUCUGCAGCUGUUGAUUCAGUUGCUUCAGCAUCACACCAGUCUUCAUAUCACAGUAAUGGGGUCAGUCAUGGGGUCAGGAUCAUCUGAGCGACGGCAAUAGCCAACGAGGAUGAAACAAAGGGUCGAACGCUUCUGAGCACCGACGGAAUGCAAUGGCCAGGAAUUUAUGAUAUUAUUUCUGUGUCUACGCAAUGCUCCGUCCACACUGCUCACAGCAAUGCCAGUGUGCUCUCAGUCAGCUCAGCUUCAUCGGUGGUCCAAUGGAUCCCAUUGCUGGGGGAACAUUCUAGUGUGCCCUUACCCGGGUUACCCCCCUCAUUCACAAAUACGGCUUUAAGUUAGUUGGAGGGUAUUCUAGUGGAUCUCCUUCCUGUAAUUGCCAAACCGCAGAUGCAUGGUGUGGAGGGCGUUGACGCCUGCUGGAGGAUGCACUAUGUUGACCAUAGGCUUCCACUAAGGCCAUAUUCACACUAGGACUAUUUGGAAUGAAUCUGGCAAAGAAUUCUAGUCAGCUACUUUCUGCAAAGUCCUAGCGUGAGCAUGAGCCAUAAGGUGUAAGAUUGAAAGUGCAUUUUGUGCUGCUCAACAAUGCGAGGGUCAGUUUUAUCGGCAAUUGAGGAUGGCAAGCGCGGGGCCAGAAACAUGGGAAGCGGGUCCGGGACCAUCAGAAGACCACAAAUGCAACGUAGUAACAACAACAGCACUUAUGCACUGUGCUGGAGGUUUGAGCAUAACACCCUUUCAGCGGUCGGUCAAGCAUGCUUCCGAGUGCCCCACUGGCGAUAUGUUCAUGCUAAGAACACACGAAUGUGACAAAAGAUUAUGACCAGGUUCAGGACUCCCAGCAUGAACAUAGCACCAGUUGGGCCUGACCCUGUGGCUGUGAACGUACAUCCAGCAUCUCAGACUUCUUUCGACUAUCACCCCGGGGAGGACAAUGUGGACUGGUUCAUAAUAGUUACGUAUUACUCAACCUGAAGCCGCAAGAUCAGCUAGGCAGAUUUGUGGUGGUUUGUGGUGGUCCCCACCACAAAUCGGCCAUGAUGCACGAGCCUUAAGGGUGGUGGUCCCCACUCAAAAGAAGCUGGACUUGAAGUGCAUGUUGUGGCGGCUGCAUUGACUGUUUAGCUGAGCUGCUUUCUUAGCUCAGUCGGAUAGAGCAACGACCAAGUACGUGGUGUCGAACACCUAGCACUUCUUCAAGAUGGGAUGUGGUGGUCCCCACUGGUGGAUAAUGAUGUGACGAGGGUCAUUUCUAAAGGUGCAGAAUUGAUGAAGUAAAAAGGAUGGUAGAGGGCCUUCUGAUGAUAGUUUUUUUUUGGGGGGGGGGGGGGGUGGAGGAGGAGGAAGGGGGCGUGUGAAGGGUAAGUGGGAAGGGGAGGGGAGGGGAGGGAGGGGAGUGUCCAUGGAUCUUUUGAAGAGAUUUUCUAACUUAACUUUCUUUGAGGAUUUUGGUUGGUGUGUAAUGGAACUCUCACAGUCUCUCAGAGCUUCAACUUUGACGAUUAGGAUUGCAAAAGGUUUCCUGCCCAUUGGGUUGUGAGCAUGUUAUAGCUGCGACACUUGUAGUGUUUAGACUCUAGAGGCCUCCUUGUAGUUGUGUUUAGAGGGUUUUCAGGAUGACAUUGUGUGACGUUUAGAGUCCCUUAGACCCUUUUGUAGGAUUAGAGGUUAUCAGCCGUUAGGGUGGGCAUACGUGGGACUAUCAGAUUAAUGUUUAGCAGCACACUCAUCAACAACCAACCAGAGACUGAACGCGUAGUACUAGGUAACUAGCCCAUUGCCUUCAUGGCCAUGUAUUAGAUGGAAAUACGACAUAACGGACACGGACUGGGAGCAUCAUCGGUCAAACGCUUGAGCAGCUGGAGUACCUCCACAGUUUUGGGACGUUAACGCGGUGGCUGAAUCGGUUUCGCCGCGCGGGUCCGUAUGCAUUUGCAUCAGAGCGUCCACAGAGGGGGCCUGAGAACCCCUGGGGUGGUUUAAGUGUUGUAAUCUGCUGGUUGGCUGUGCUCCGCUUAUUUCCAUGACGAAAGUGCUCCUCAGUGGACUUGAGUGAAUGCAGAUUGGUGAGUGAGCAGCUGGCAUAUGGAGUCAACACCUGCAUGUGGCUGUGUGGUAUACACCAAUGAUCUGACAGGCCAAGAGUUCGAAUCCUACUGACGGUGAUGGAUGCAAUAAAGUUACGUGCUUUCCACCCUUUGACAACAACGGAAAAGAGCAGGGCCUGCCUAGUAUGGAGUCAACACCUACGCUCGCAUAACAUCGCGGAGGACAUUACAUGCAGCAAGAAUUGAAAUGUAAGAUUACACCUCGCGCCUUACCCCCUUGUACCUUGUCCACUCACGUACAUGGAUAUUGGCGUGGAGAAGAAUCGGCAUUCAAACCAGAGAUCAGGGUAUCCGAUGCCGUCAGAGAGAGAAGCAGCAAUAACAAGAGAGCAUCAGGACAGAAAUUGAGGUUGCUUUCUGACCAUGCUCUUAACCACCAAGCCAUACUCGGCACUAUAACAAGGAAUAGUCCUCCUGAUGACAAUCACUCAGGCGGACUGAGUUCUAGAACAGAACCAUGGCUUGGAACUAGUUGAUACUACUUUCAUACUAGAACAAAAUCCUCAAUUUAUGCUAGUUCUGACUUUAAGUAACUUAGUAGUAAGUACUGAUCCUGGGCCCCUGAAGAUAUAGGUUAGCUUUCCAUGCCAGGCAUUGGUCCCUUAGCGACUGGAAGUGAAAGAAAUAGGUGUGAGAGGAAUAGGAAGACAAGGAGAAGAAGGGACUCAAGGGAGGCAAAAAAAGAGUGAUUUUGAAAGGGUAAGGGCUCUCAAAAUACUAUUUUUGCCCUAUUCAGUGGGAGGCAGUUCUGGCCAGAACCCUAAAAAAGGUGGUCCAUUCCCAACCAGGUGGGAUACAGAAGAUUGGAAGGAAAUUUUGACAAGGAGAAAGGAGACAUCAAAGGUGACAUUUUGAAGGGGGCUUGUUCUUAUAGUGGCAUCAAUAGUUUGUGCUAGUCAUUCAAGGCCUUACCUUGAUAUCAUUUAUUCUAAGUUAUUCCUUUCCAAGAGAGUGGAUAUCAAAAAGGAGAUGCAAAAAAGGAGAAGGGGACAAAAAGGAGACACCUUGAGUGGUGCAGAUGCGCCCUUUCGCUUUGUUAAGGGGUUUGAUGUUAUCUGUGUUGAUUCUUUACGAAAUCAGAAAAGGGGAUAGAUUUAAAGGAGAUACUCUUGAGCUUUAGCUUGGUUUCUUCCUUAUUGUGAUGCCUCAGCUCAUGCUCAUAGAUAUAGUAAUAAUGAUUAUUUUCUUGUUUUACUUUUUCAUCGCCUUACGAUUACAUUUGCCCUCAGCAGGAUUAUAAAGGUUUGACCUUUCAAGUUACAGACCUGCAGGACAAGAGGUACCACAAGAAAGGGAGACAAGACAAGGCCCGGGGGAAAGAAAGAGAGAUGGAAACAAAGGGGAUAGACACGA